Messenger RNA from Exophiala bonariae, 1821 nucleotides. RefSeq lists its product as uncharacterized. Gene Ontology annotation, cellular component: nucleus. Lineage: Eukaryota; Fungi; Ascomycota; Eurotiomycetes; Chaetothyriales; Herpotrichiellaceae. The coding region runs from base 1 to 1821 and encodes 606 amino acids. Gene Ontology annotation, molecular function: RNA binding; poly(A) RNA polymerase activity. The record is from RefSeq and is a predicted model, not a curated record. The transcript has 3 exons.
AUGGCUUCGACAACGACCAAGAAGUAUGGGGUCAGCCCACCGAUCUCUACCGCCCUCCCCGAACCACUAGAUAAUGAGAAGACUGCGGAUCUGGUCGAGGAACUCAAGAAGGAGAACAACUACGAGGCCCAAGAUGAGACUAAGAAACGAAUCGCAACCCUCAAACUCUUGAAUCGGGUGACUCAGGAAUUCGUGGCAGAAGUCAGCCGAAAACAACGCCUCCCUCCCUCGCAAAUCGAACAGUUUGGCGGCAAGAUAUUCCACUAUGGAAGUUACCGGUUGGGUGUAUUUGGUCCAGGUUCUGAUAUCGACACGCUGGCAGUCGCCCCGCGCCAUGUCAGCCGUGAGGACUUCUUCGAAUUGUAUCCUGGAGUUCUCAAACGCCUCGCCGGGCCCGGCGCCAUCACCUCCAUGACAGCCGUACCUGAAGCCUUUGUUCCCAUCAUCAAGCUCGUUCUGAACGGCAUUGAAAUCGAUCUGAUCUUUGCCUCAAUCACCAGCCUCUCAACCAUCCCAAAAGACCUGACGUUGAACGACAACAGCCUCCUUGCAGGUAUAGAUGAGCGGACAGUCCGUGCAGUCACUGGGCCACGUGUUACAGAUGAGAUUCUAAAUCUAGUUCCAGAACAAAAGACCUUUCGAACGGCGCUACGAGCGAUCAAGUUGUGGGCACAAAGAAGAGCGAUAUAUGCGAAUAUUGUCGGUUACCCUGGAGGCGUGGCUUGGGCUAUGCUUGUCGCUCGUGUGUGUCAGCUGUAUCCACAUGCUGUUGGAGCUACGAUUGUUGACAAGUUCUUCUUCGUGAUCAAGGAUUGGAAAUGGCCGGUACCCGUCAUGUUGAAGGACAUUGAACAGGGCAAGACACAGGAGGAAAAAGCAAAGUUUCGAGUCUGGAAUCCUGCUAUCAAUUCGAGUGAUCGCAAGAAUAUCAUGCCCAUUAUCACCCCUGCCUUCCCAAGCAUGUGCGCGACUUACAACAUCUCCAAGUCAGGCAAGACAAUUAUUUUGCGCGAGCUCGAGAGAGGUGCCCAGAUCACAACCAAGAUUUUUGCUGGAAAAGGAACAUGGAGUGAUCUCUUCAAAAAGCACACCUUCUUCACUGCCGACCACAAAUACUACCUCGCUGUGACUGCAGCCUCAUCCAAUUCCGAGGCGGCCAAGGCGUGGGCUGGCGCCGUUGAGUCUAAGAUCCGUCUCUUUGUCAUGCAGUUGGAGCUGAUACCAGAUAUCAAACUCGCAAGGCCCUUUACCAAGGGCUUCAAGAGAGUUCACAAGUGCGAAAAUGAAUCUCAAAUUCGAGAGGCUCAGAAGGGCGGCAUGAAGUACAAGGUCGAGGAGACCAAGACUAUUGAAACUACUGACCCUGAAUUGGUCACUGCCAACGGAGAAGGUGCCGCUAUCCCGAACGCACAGAACUCGAAGGCUGAGAUGGAUGGGAAUCUGCACAACCUCUACACUUACACUUUCUAUAUUGGUAUCGACACCAUUCCCAGAGGAAGCUUGAACCUCGUUCCGGCAUUCUCGGCUUUCCGGGAUGUCUGUGAGAGCUCAAACACUUAUGUUAAAGACUUGCAUUCUCUCAGCCUUGCAUCUUUCAAAAGCUGGGAAUUGCCAGAGGAUUUAUUUGAUUCGAGUUUGGGAGAGGUCCGCCCUACAAAGCCGAUCAAGAAGGCUGUCAAGGUCCCAAAGCCAGAGGCAGCUCCUCGGCGUAGCAUCAACGAGGUCGAUAAUGUCGAAACCAAUGGAACUUCUGUUAAGCGCCAACGAUUGAUGACUCCAAUUAUGACACCAACACCAACACCAGCUCCUGCCCCAGCUUGA